Achroia grisella is the source of this 1450-nucleotide messenger RNA. RefSeq names its product large ribosomal subunit protein uL4 (gene RpL4). The coding region runs from base 108 to 1418 and encodes 436 amino acids. The transcript is spliced from 10 exons. Gene Ontology annotation, biological process: translation. Gene Ontology annotation, cellular component: cytosolic large ribosomal subunit; ribosome. Lineage: Eukaryota; Metazoa; Arthropoda; Insecta; Lepidoptera; Pyralidae. The record is from RefSeq and is a predicted model, not a curated record. Gene Ontology annotation, molecular function: RNA binding; structural constituent of ribosome.
UUUUUCCGAAACGUUUCCGGUCUUUUUACUCCUCCGUGGCAUGGCGGAUUGUCUUUACCGCCGCUAAUAGUGUUUUUUUGGAGGAUAACAUUCGCUAAUAUAGCGAAAUGAGUCUGUCUGUAGCCCGACCGCUCGUGUCGGUGUACUCUGAGAAGAGUGAGGUGGUAGCUGGGGCGUCGCUCUCUCUGCCCUUCGUCUUCAAGGCGCCCAUCCGCCCUGACAUCGUCAAUGAUGUCCACAUUUCAUUGUCUAAGAAUGCGCGCCAACCCUACUGUGUCAGCAAGGAGGCAGGUCACCAAACCAGUGCCGAGUCCUGGGGUACCGGCCGUGCUGUAGCCCGUAUACCUCGUGUACGCGGUGGUGGUACCCACAGGUCCGGACAGGGUGCGUUCGGUAACAUGUGCCGUGGAGGCCGCAUGUUCGCGCCCACGAAGCCCUGGCGCCGCUGGCACCGCCGCGUCAACCUCCGCCUGCGACGAGCCGCCAUCGCAGCCGCGGUGGCCGCCGCUGGCGUCCCCGCCCUCGUCCAGGCCAGAGGUCACAUAAUUGACAAGGUGCCAGAAGUGCCACUGGUGGUCUCCGACAAAGUGCAAGAGAUCAACAAGACCAAGCAGGCGGUGAUCUUCCUCAGGCGCAUCAAGGCCUGGUCUGAUGUGCUCAAGGUAUACAAGUCGCAACGUCUGCGCGCCGGCAAGGGUAAAAUGCGUAACCGCAGACGCAUCCAACGCAAGGGACCUCUGAUCAUCUACAAUAAAGAUCAGGGCUUGUCGCGUGCCUUCCGCAAUAUUCCCGGUGUGGAAAUGCUGCAUGUCAACAAGCUAAACCUGCUUAAACUGGCUCCUGGAGGCCACAUUGGCCGCUUCAUCAUCUGGACCCAAUCUGCUUUCAACAAGCUCGAUGCCCUAUUCGGCUCAUGGAAGACCCCAUCAAAAUUAAAGAAGAACUUCAACCUUCCUCAGCCCAAGAUGGCCAACACUGACCUCAGCCGCCUGCUGAAGUCGGACGAGAUCAGAAAGGUGCUCCGCGCUCCCAACAAACGUGUGAUCCGUGCUACGAGGAAACUCAACCCGCUGACCAACACUCGCGCUAUGUUGAGAUUGAACCCGUACUCGGCUGUACUGAGGAGGAAGGCCGUAUUGGACCAGGCCAGAAUCAACAACCAGAGGGCGUUGGUGUUAGCUGAGAAGCGAGGGAUCAAGCUGCCGGCCAGCGAUCCCGCGGUUCGAGCGCAGAAACUCCGUGAAUGCAGAGCCAAAGCUAGGAAGGCAGCGGCCGCUAAACGACCCAAGAAGCCAGCGCCGAAGAAAACACCACCGCCGCCCCCCAAAAAGAAGGCAGAGAAGGGCAAGGACGGCAAACCAGCGGCAAAAGUGGCGAAGCCAGUAGCGAAAGUUGCAAAGCCAGCACCCAAAAAGUGAUUUGGACUAAAUAUAAAUAAAGUUAUAUAAAA